This is a messenger RNA of Ceratotherium simum simum (southern white rhinoceros), 1680 nucleotides long. The record is from RefSeq and is a predicted model, not a curated record. NCBI's taxonomy places the organism in Eukaryota, Metazoa, Chordata, Mammalia, Perissodactyla, Rhinocerotidae.
UGCAGGCCGAGGGCCUGCUGUCCUUCCACGAUGUGGCUCUUCACUCUGGUCCUGGUCUCCCUGGCCACUUCCACGGCUUGCGGGCACCCAUCCUCACCGCCUGUUGUGGACACUGUGCAGGGCAAGGUCCUGGGGAAGUACGUCAGCUUAGAAGGAUUUGCACAGCCCGUGGCCGUCUUCCUGGGCAUCCCUUUUGCCAAGCCCCCUCUUGGACCCCUGAGGUUUGCUCCGCCGCAGCCUGCAGAACCAUGGCACGUCGUGAAGAACACCACCUCCUACCCUCCGAUGUGCUCCCAAGACCCAGCGGCGGGGCAGAUGGUCUCAGAUCUCUUUACCAACAGAAAGGAGAACAUCUCUCUCCAGUUUUCUGAAGACUGUCUUUACCUAAAUGUGUACACUCCCGCUGACUUGACGAAUGAAAGCAGGCUGCCGGUGAUGGUGUGGAUUCACGGAGGUGGUCUGAUGUUAGGUGGGGCAUCAAGCUAUGAUGGGCUGGCCCUCUCUGCCCAUGAAAAUGUGGUGGUGGUGACCAUUCAGUACCGCCUGGGCAUCUGGGGAUUCUUCAGCACAGGGGACGAGCACAGCCGGGGAAACUGGGGUCACUUGGACCAGGUGGCUGCACUGCGCUGGGUCCAGGAGAACAUUGCCGACUUUGGAGGGGACCCAGGCUCCGUGACCAUCUUUGGAGAGUCAGCCGGAGGGGAAAGUGUCUCUGUUCUUGUGUUAUCUCCACUGGCUAAGAACCUCUUCCACCGGGCCAUCUCUGAGAGUGGUGUGGCCUUCAAAGCUGUCGUGGACAAUGACUACACGAAGGCUGUUGCUCAGCAAUUUGCGGACUUUUCUGGGUGUAACACCACUGUCUCGGCUGUCAUUGUUCACUGCCUGCGCAAGAAGACAGAGGAGGAGCUCCUGGAGACGUCACGGAAGAUGAGCCAUCCCUUUCUGGCCACUGUGGUUGAUGGAGUGGUGCUGCCAAAGAUGCCUGAAGAGAUUCUGGCUGAAAAGAAAUUCAACACUGUUCCCUACAUUGUCGGAAUCAACAAGCAAGAGUUUGGCUGGCUUCUUCCAAUGAUGAUAGGCCUCCCACUCUCUGAAGGCAAGCUGGACCAGAAGACGGCCACGUCACUCUUGUGGAAGUCCUACCCCAUCGUUGAAAUCCCUGAGGAACUGACUCCAAUGGCCAUUGAGAAGUAUUUAGGAGGGACAGACGACCCUGUCAAAAAGAAAGACCUGUUCCUGGACUUGUUGGGAGAUGUGAUGUUUGGUGUCCCAUCUGUGACUGUGGCCCGUUUCCACAGAGAUGCCGGAGCCUCCACCUACAUGUAUGAGUUUGAGUAUCGCCCAAGCUUCUCAUCAGACAUGAGACCCAAGACAGUGAAAGGGGACCACGGGGAUGAGCUCUACUCAGUCUUCGGGGCCCCGUUUUUAAAAGAGGGUGCCUCAGAAGAGGAGAUCGAACUCAGCAAGAUGGUGAUGAAAUUCUGGGCCAACUUUGCUCGGAAUGGGAACCCCAAUGGGGAGGGGCUGCCCCAUUGGCCGGCAUAUGACCAGGAUGAAGGGUACCUGCAGAUUGGUGUCACCACCCAGGCAGCCCAGAAGCUGAAAGAUAAGGAAGUGGCUUUCUGGACAGAGCUCAUGGCCAAGAAGGCAGCGGAAGAGCCACAACAGACAGAACACUGA